Molecule: messenger RNA, 3332 nt
Organism: Cololabis saira (Pacific saury)
Lineage: Eukaryota; Metazoa; Chordata; Actinopteri; Beloniformes; Belonidae
Gene: ppp2r2ca
Product: protein phosphatase 2, regulatory subunit B, gamma a
Exons: 10
Coding region: 653-2014 (453 amino acids)
Biological process (GO): peptidyl-serine dephosphorylation
Cellular component (GO): protein phosphatase type 2A complex; cytosol
Molecular function (GO): protein binding; protein phosphatase regulator activity
Source: RefSeq, a predicted model, not a curated record
GAAUCAGAUCCAAAGCAUCAGCCACCAGAGAUCCUCCGUCCUCCUCGCCAUCCCUCUCUCUUUCUCUCUUUACUCCUCCUUCAUCUCUCCUCCUCUCACCACGUCCCUCAAUCUUCUGUCUUCUGUCCCUUCUCUCCUCCCUUCGCUAGACGCACACAGGCCUGCUCGAGAACACUGCAGCAGAAGACCGUGAUCACACACACACACACACACACACACACACCGGCAGCACCGGCAGCGGCAGCAGCAGGCGGACUGGUAGGUGUGCUGAGGCCUGUCUUUUUCACUCCUGCAGCAGGAGCAAGACAUCCGUUCUCCUUUCGUCUCCGUCAAGGACUAUCAGCUCGACACAACCCUCCUCCCUCCUUUCCAAACCUGUCUUCAUCACCAGCCCCGUCCAUUUCCCUCUCCCUCCUCUAUCCUCCUGUCUCACUCCCGAGCUGCCUUCUUAAAACCAUCUCUCUCCUCCCUCUUCAUCUCCUCCUCGCACCUCCUCUCCUCCGGGCCGGCUGGUUUUCCCAGGAUGCCCUGCUUCAGGUCCCUCUGGUAGGCCCUAGCAGCAUGGGCGGAGGCUGGGUGGGGAGAGAGAUUACGGAUUGGACCCUUCCCCUCAGGACGGGCGCGCUGGCGGGUCACCCUUCCUCAGCUUCAGAUGGGCGAGGACGUUGAGAGCCCCAAAAUCAACCACACCUUUCUACGAGACUACGUCACUGAAGCUGAUGUCAUCUCUACGGUGGAGUUUAACCAGACGGGGGACCUGCUGGCAACAGGGGACAAAGGUGGCCGAGUGGUCAUCUUUCAAAGAGAGACUGAGUCAAAAGGGGAGUUAGAGGAGACGGGUGAGACGGGCGACUCCGGAGAGUACAAUGUCUACAGCACGUUCCAGAGCCACGAGCCAGACUUUGACUACCUGAAGAGUCUGGAGAUAGAGGAGAAAAUCAACAAGAUCAGAUGGCUGCCACAGCAAAAUGCCGCGCAUUUCCUUCUCUCCACCAACGAUAAGACCAUUAAACUGUGGAAGGUGAGCGAGAGGGACAAGAGACCUGAGGGAUAUAACCUGAAAGAUGAGGAGGGACGCCUGAAGGAUGUUUCUACCAUCACCUCCCUUCAGGUGCCAGUGCUGAAACCAACAGAUCUAAUGGUAGAGGUCCGUCCCAGGCGAGUGUUCUCUAACGGGCACACCUACCAUGUCAACUCCAUCUCUGUCAACAGCGAUGGGGAAACCUACCUGUCUGCUGAUGACCUCCGCAUCAAUAUGUGGCACCUGGGCAUCACAGACCGUAGUUUCAAUAUUGUAGACAUCAAACCUGCCAACAUGGAGGAUCUGACAGAGGUGAUAACAUCUGCAGAGUUCCACCCUCAGCACUGCCACUUGUUCGUGUACAGCAGCAGCAAGGGAACCCUACGCCUCUGUGACAUGAGAGCAUCAGCACUCUGUGACAAACACACCAAACUUUUUGAAGAGCCUGAGGAUCCAGGGAACCGCUCCUUCUUCUCAGAGAUUAUUUCCUCUGUGUCGGAUGUCAAAUUCAGCCACAGCGGACGCUACCUGCUGACGAGAGACUACCUCACCGCCAAGGUGUGGGACAUCAAUAUGGACAAAGGCCCAGUGGAAACGUACCAAGUCCAUGAAUACCUGAGGAGUAAGCUGUGCUCCUUGUACGAAAACGACUGCAUCUUUGACAAGUUUGAGUGUGUCUGGAACAGCUCAGACAGUGUGAUCAUGACGGGGGCGUACAACAGCUUCUUCCGGAUGUUCGACAGGGAGACGGGUCGAGGCGUGACCCUGGAGGCGUGGCGAGAGAGCAGCAAGCCCCGAGCUGUGCUACGCACACGACGCGUGUACACUGGUGGUAAGCGUCGCCGCGGUGAUGUGGGCGUUGACAGCCUGGACUUCACCAAGAAAAUCCUGCACAUGGCUUGGCACCCGUCCGAGAAUAUAAUUGCUAUAGCGGCCACCAACAACUUGUACAUCUUUCAGGAUCGUGUCAACGCUGAGACACAGCUGCAGUGACGGGACUGGGAAUACACCGUUUUUUCUUCACAAACAGUGACUCAAAUAUACGUGAAUGUUUUAGAGAAGGCAUGUGGGGAUAGAGCCUUUAUGAGAGGAUUAAGUCAAACGCCAGGCUGUAUCGUGACAUACAGAGAUGCAGCCUUUUGCAGAUUGAAUUAAAGAUCCGAUUGCAAGACUAUUUGUUUCAGUUUAUUUGAUCAACAAGGAAUGUGUAAAAAAAAAACAUUUUUUUAAACACUGAGAGGAACCCAUAUCUCCGGUGGCCAAUGGGACAUGUUUUUUGCUGCACUCUACUCACACUUUUUGAAGAUGUUUGUGCAAUUUCCCACUCCAAAGCAGUGAAUGAGGUGCAGGGACACCUCUCCAUCUGCAAUGACUCGGUACUGUUGCUCACAUAUCGCUGCACCACUCACUAAUGUACCCUUUUCACAGAAAAUAGCAGAUAAUGAGCUGGGUCGCGUCAGAGAAGAUAUUCCUGAUGCUACGAAACGUGCAUACCUUAGACCAAUUUGUGACUUUACUAGACAAUGUGCAUCAACAUCGAAGCAUUUUUAAUGUGGAACGUUAGGAAUCGUGUUCCUGUACAGCUCUUCACAAUGUUCUUUUUCUUCUAUCGAGUGAUAGCAGCAACGGAACCACUCCUUUAGAGCAGUGCUCAUGGAGAUAGCACGCAUUAUUCACCCAUAACCUUUGCAAUAAUAGCAGCAACAAGAAUUCUGCAGCAGUAUUCCAGCUUUAACGCGAGUUCCUUUACAGGUACCAUGAACGCUUCUGCUCUUUCUACACUUAGCUGUAAAUACCAUGUUCUUUUUUUAAAGGUCAACAGAUUUUGUCAAGUGCACUGUAAAUGAACACGAGAUAUAAUUUAUGAAAAGGUUCCAGAAUCACACUAUUUCUGAUAUUUUUUGUUGAAGCAAUAUAUUGGCAGGUAUUACUGGUACUGGAGAGGGUAGCGUGGUUUGUACUCAGAAGAGCCUUUAGUGUUUAGCUGUGUUUAUUAAGCCUAUAUUGGGUUUUGAUUGCCAUAUCAAAGUCAUUUCCUGUCUAAAUUCCACAUACUCACAUAGUAAUUCAUCACCUGUGAAGGAGGCUACGUGUUAAUGUUGAACUUUUUUGUACAAGGGCAAGAAAAAGUUUGUCAACCCCUUAGAAUUAAUUGGUUUUCUGCAAUAAUUUGCCAUAAUAUCAGAUUUGAUCUUCAUUUUAACUAACAGAACCCAAACAAUUAUAAUUGUUUUGGUUUCUAUUGAUCGCACCUGCUAGACAUUCAGAGAUCUGGAGGAAAAAGUAAGGGAUUUGUUGGCCUAAUAGUUCG